CUAUCUCAUCAUAUCAACUGAUCCAGACUGACAUUUUUCAUCCCUUCAUUAUCACACGCAAGAUAUGCCUCGCAGGUCACAGCAGUUGUUACAAGCUGCAGUCAUUUUUUAAGGAUUUAUUUAAAGCUUCAAAAUGCUUCAGAAAGUCAACUGAAUUUUGCAAGGCUUUGGAGCAGAAUGGUUCAGUUAGGGCUCAAAAGACCUGGGGAAGUUGGAACUUGCAGAGCUAGCAAACUACUCUCUGAAACACAGGAACCGCUCUCUGGCUUCACCACCAACUCCAAGUCCAUGCAACGCAGCUCUUCACAGGCAGAGCAAGUAAAACUACUCCACCAAAAGGCCAGGGGAAUCUGGCUUCAAUGGCUUGCCGCUAUAUAUUCAUCAAAUCCAGCACGUCCAACGCAGCAGAAUUCAGCAGCAUUCACCAUCUCAGCAGUCAGUUCACCUGAUCUAUCAGAACAACACUUCCGGGAUUCGGGACACAACCAUGGCGCGCCACCUCUCGCUGCACCUGCACUCUGUCGCCGCCGCGGCGUCCGGCGGCGUCCACCACCCCGGCGCCGCGGCGGUGGCGUCCGUGGCCGCGUUCCUGGCGGUGUGCGCGCUGGCGCUGGCGCUGUGCGCGUCGCACUCGGCGCCCGGGGCGGGGCGGCUGCGGCGCGCGCUGGCGAGCGUGAGCCGGCGGCGCACGGAGCCCGUGAUCGCGGCCGUGCACCAGGUGCAGCCCGGCGGCGGCGAGGCGUCGCCGUGCGUCUGGCAGAAGGGCAUCCUCAUGGGCGGCAAGUGCCAGCUCCCGGACUUCUCCGGCGUCAUCAACUACGACCCCGCCGGCAACCUCGUCGCGCCCGCCCGCCCCGGCCGCGCCGUGCUGGCGCUCGGCUGGUGAGGGGCAGAGGGAGGCGGCCGACGUGAGACGAGACGGCGCCUGUGUACACGUGUCAUGAACUUCUUGCGCUCUGUUUUCUUUCUGGAUGUUCCUGAUAAUCUGCCCACGCAUUGGUGGCAAAUAACCCGGUUGCCAUGUGGAAUUUGUGUUCUUGAGUUUAAAUUUGGCAUAUCUGGUGUAUGUACCAGCACGAAAAACCA
Panicum hallii is the source of this 1086-nucleotide messenger RNA. RefSeq lists its product as uncharacterized. Lineage: Eukaryota; Viridiplantae; Streptophyta; Magnoliopsida; Poales; Poaceae. The coding region runs from base 488 to 886 and encodes 132 amino acids. The record is from RefSeq and is a predicted model, not a curated record. The transcript has a single exon.